This is a messenger RNA of Gilbertella persicaria, 660 nucleotides long. RefSeq lists its product as uncharacterized. Lineage: Eukaryota; Fungi; Mucoromycota; Mucoromycetes; Mucorales; Choanephoraceae. The transcript has 2 exons. The coding region runs from base 260 to 598 and encodes 112 amino acids. Gene Ontology annotation, molecular function: protein binding. The record is from RefSeq and is a predicted model, not a curated record.
UUUUUACUAGGUAUCACCAUGUUAUUUAGCUGCUAGUGUCGGCUGGUUAGCAGGUCUACAAAAGUUGGUCCAAGCUGGUGGUGAUCUUAUUUCCGCACGCGGAGGUGGUAGCAAGAAAAAGACAGCACUUCAUGUAGCAGCUGAGCAGGGUCACGCUGCUGUUGUAGAAUAUAUUGUUAGUGUCACAGAGGGUGUACUCAACUUGGAAACUGACAGUUUAGGCGCAAAUGUGUUGCACUAUGCCUGUUUAUCGGGUCACAUGGAUCUUGUGUCCUUUGUGAUGAAAGCAUGUCAAGUACCUGUUUCAGAGCCAGAUUCUCGAGGCGAAUUGCCAUUACAUUGGGCAGUAAGAAGCGGCAGGUUAGAAGUAGUGUCGUUGUUGGUUGAAAGGUACGGUUGUAAAAUCAAUACCUAUGUACCCAAGAGAGUCAAUACACCUUAUGAUAUGGCUAAAGCGGCUGGUCACAAGAAAUUAGCCGAAUAUAUCAAGAACAAAGGUGGAUUGACAACAAAGAAAAUGGAAAAGAAAAGAGAAGAAGAAUUGGCCAAAGAUAUACCAAGGCAUUUAGAAAGUGCGCUUGCAAUCAACGGCCUCUAAUAAUAUAAAUAAAGAUCGGAGUACGGUUAUGUUUUAGGAAAAAAAGCAGCAUGUUUUUCUCG